Drosophila miranda is the source of this 928-nucleotide messenger RNA. RefSeq lists its product as uncharacterized. The transcript has 2 exons. Lineage: Eukaryota; Metazoa; Arthropoda; Insecta; Diptera; Drosophilidae. The record is from RefSeq and is a predicted model, not a curated record. The coding region runs from base 422 to 850 and encodes 142 amino acids.
GGCUUAUUUAUUAAUAAUUUCUUUCGAUAUUCGUGUACGAAAAUAUUUGAACAGAUAUAAACGUUAAACAGGGAACUAAAAAGGAAUGCAAAAACAAACAAAAAAAAACCGUUAAACAGUAAAUACAAAUUUGGACAGAAACUACGAUUGUGGGAAAGAAUUGGCGUGGGAACAGAUGAAUGGGGAAUUGGUGAUAUUUUAAGUCGACCCCGAGGGUUAGCUUGGGUUGGCUAAGGCGUUCGUGAUUUAGCUUAAACUAACAUUUUGCCUUAGAAUGAUAGUCCGCUGCAUUUUUCUAAGUUUUUCUUGGGCAUAGCGUAUCUUUUGAUAUAAAUCUUUGGACACACCGUUCUCCACGAUGGUCGAGAAGCUUGUGUCGUAAAUACUACAAAAAUUGUAAAAGUUUCUUGUGUUUUACAAAAUGGGAAAUACGAAAAGCAAGAUAUCGUUCCCAUCGAACGAAACAAUGCGCAAACUAACUACUACAGUAGUGAGAUUCAGAGAAGCAUCGACUGGCGGAGUGGCAACCACACAGGCAUCGACUGGCGGACAACCCUUGAUUCAGCUACUGGGCAAAUCCACUCAACCCGAUACUGAAGACGACGAUCAAGCUGGACCAUCGGCUGCCAAGCGUCAGAAGACCAAUGAAGAGAAUACAGAGAAGCUGUCCUACCCUUUCUGCAGCGUGUGUCGAAAGAAGUUCACCGAUGGUUGCGCCAUGGCCCCAGCAUGUAGCCAUAUCCUUUGCGAGCCGUGCCUAUCGUGGUUGACGGCGACCAUUCAAAGCCCCCGCUGCCCCACAUGCAAUCGGGAGCUGCGCAAAGCAUUUCGGCGCCUUUAUUUCGCCUGAGAUGUGGACAAACUGCGACAAAACGAAAAGCGACCUAAAUAUAUCAAGGGGAAACUGAAUCUUCUUCAAUUAAAAGGG